Messenger RNA from Ostrea edulis (European flat oyster), 6639 nucleotides. Its product is annotated as telomeric repeat-binding factor 2-interacting protein 1-like. Gene Ontology annotation, molecular function: telomeric repeat DNA binding. Bases 156 to 2432 code for a protein of 758 amino acids. NCBI's taxonomy places the organism in Eukaryota, Metazoa, Mollusca, Bivalvia, Ostreida, Ostreidae. The transcript is spliced from 13 exons. Gene Ontology annotation, cellular component: shelterin complex. The record is from RefSeq and is a predicted model, not a curated record. Gene Ontology annotation, biological process: telomere maintenance via telomere lengthening; regulation of DNA-templated transcription.
AGAAAGGUACAAUAAGGUGUAAUAUGAGAAGUAUUAUCGGUCUUUAGUGACAUUGACAUGUAAGGAAAUUUUAAAAAUAAUAAUAAACUUAAGACCUCAGAAAAACACACAGUGACACACAAAAAAGGAAGAGUUAUCAAUUUCAUGAUUUUAAAAUGGAACAAGAAACGAAGAAACUUUUCCAAGACGAUGAAGGAAAUCCUGUAGUAUUCUUUUUUCGUCCUUGUGCCGCACGGAGUAAGGUGCAACCCAUUAUAGAGGAAAAUGGAGGCAAAGUGACAGCCAAAAUUGCCUUAAAGUCAAAUGCUAUCAAGCUUGCCAAUGAUGAUGACUUCUUGGUCUCAGAUGACAAUUACUCAGCGAGAUAUAUUGAGGAUUGUGUGAAAGCUAAAAAAGUUCUUGACAAAGAGAAGUACAGGCUGCAGCCACGUAAGAGUGUUUUACGGGAUGAUGAACAAGUCAGUGAUAUUUCUUUUGAUGAGGACGCACCAUUGACAGUCAGAGCAAGAUCAAAAUACUUUCGAGGAAGGAAGAUGUAUAGUAAUGAGGAGGAUAUGGCAAUACUGAAGUACAUCAUAGAUAACGAUUAUCACGACAAAGUGUCAGGCAUCACAAUCUGGAAAGAAAUGGAGGACUUAGAGAUAACAAAACACUCUUCUGGUUCCAUGAAUAGCCGGUACAGGAAAAUCAUCAAGAACAACCUGAAUUUAUACUCCAUUCCUUUGAAAGAUAAGAAGAAGCUGAGCCAGGAUUAUGUUGCUACAUCUGAUGAUGCAGACUCUCCAACAAAAACAGAACAUCAGAAAUUUCCUAACUGUGAAGAAGUCAGAGUAUCAAUUCCGAAAAUAAAAUUUUCUAAGAGCUCCCCACAGAAGGUUAAUUCACCCACCAAACAGAGUGGUGAAGAUGUAAAAGGAAGGACUAGAUCACAGAGACCAUCAACAUUGGUGACUAAAUUUCCUUUUCCAAAGAAAACAGUCAUUACACGUAGAAGUAAAUAUUUUGAUGACUCAUCUGAUGAUUCUGUAGAUGAGAGUAAUACUAUUCCUACGGGAGUUAAAACAAAGAAAAUGAAACUGAAAUUCACUUGUGAUGAUGAACAGCCAACAUCAGAAAGUGCCACACAGAGUUUUUCACACUUGAAGUCAUCUCCAAAAAAAUUGAGAAAUGCAGAAAAGUCAAGCCAUGGUGUGGAAAAAGACACUACUGCAACAGUUAACCACAGUCAUGCUGGAAAGGAAGAUAUCAUGACAUCUCAUUCAGGAAAGUCCAAAGAAAAGAAUCAUGAAAAUGAGGAACAGGAAAUAGAUGAACAAUCUGUUGAACCUGUAAACAAUCCAGUUGGCAGGCUGCGCAAGCCUCGGAGUAAAAAUGAAAUGUCCCCAAGGAACAAAUCUAAAGAAAGUGAAAGAGGACAAAGGUGUUCCUUGGGUACACCCUCAAAAUCAAAGACUGAGAGCCCACAAAGUAAAUCAGAUAGGAAGAAAUAUCCUACAACAGGAUCAUCACCUAAAGUUAAUGAGAGAGGAAAGCCAAGUAUCUCAGAUUCUCCCAAGCCUGGGCCUUCAUGUAAACAAUCAAAUGCACAGAAAACAGGCAAAAAACCACACAGAACUUUGUAUAACAGUGAGUCAGCCACUUUAACACCAAAUCAAAUGAAGAACUUGUCUAGUUUGUCCCAAACAAAGUCUGAUAUGUCUCCAAGUAGCUUGUACAAGUGUACAUCUGAAGGAGUUAGAAAGUCAUCUAGAUAUGAACGUAUAGACUCCAAGGCCAUUAAAAGGAAAUCUCCACAUGGUAAAGGCAGUAGCAGGUUGGAUGACUCUGUUGAUGACAAUGAAUUGGAAGAUGAUUUUGACAAAGAACUGAUGAAGCGUGUGGCCUUGACCUCAACUCAACUCCUAGUUGAUGAAGCACCAUCAACAUCCAAGAAAAGUCGAUCUGCAAAAAUGUGCAUGGAACAAGAUUCAGGUGAAGAACCAAAAGGGGUCGUAUCCAGCGAAAAAUCAAAACCAUUAGAAGACACUCCAGAGGGGAAAUCCCAAACUACCCCAAAACCUUCCACAGGAACAAAGAGUCUGACAUCAUAUGUCACCAUGUUUACUGAAGAUGAAGAGGACACUGCAACAGAACUAGUAACUGACGAGGGAAAGACGGAAGACAUUUUGGAUGAGGCAGAAACUGAAGAUCUUAUUUUGAACUUGUGUAGAGAGUAUCAGCUGACCAAACGACAGGUUGGAUACGUCCUAUAUAUUAACAGUGGAGAUGUUAAUGAUACCCUACAAUGGCUGAGGCUUAGUGGAGAAUGCAGAGGUAGAUUAACAUGGGAUAUAAGAGAUGAUGAAAAACUUGAUGGUGAUCUGGAUCCCUUGUUCAGAAAGUAUGGCGAAUCUGUUGUCCAGAAGCGCAUUCUCUUCCUGGACCAACUGUAAAGAAAACCAAGAGGGGAUAAUGCGGAUCAGCACACGCUCUGUAGUAAAGAAAACGGAGGGGGGAUAUGUGGAUCAGCACACGCUCUGUAGUAAAGAAAACAGAGGGGGGGAUAUGUGGAUCAGCACACGCUCUGUAGUAAAGAAAACGGAGAGGGGAUAUGUGGAUCAGCACACGCUCUGUAGAUUUUUUUUUUGUUGAACAGCAUUAUACAUAAAUGACAUGGUUUUUUGUGAAGUUGUUACUUUUGAAAAUUUGAAGAUAGAUCCACGAUUGUUGUAACAAUGACAUAAUCAAUUCAUCUUUCAUGUCCUUAUAAUGACAUGGUGUUAGGCUAGAAAACUGUUAGGUAAUGCCUGCUACAUGUACAUAUGUAUAUUAUGGUCUAGUAUGCAGUUUUACUUAAAAGUUUAUAUAGUUUCCAUGGCAGCAAUUCAUUAGUAGAUUACUAGUUUGUCACCAAAAUUAAAUUCAAUGAAAAUUGCUCUAUAUUAUAUAUUUCAAUAAGACCAUCAGUAUUUAAUUUAAUAUUUCAAACGCUCUUUAACCUCAAAGUAGGUACACGAAUAUGUAAUUUUGGUGAUUAAAUAAUUAUUGUCUUGCAGGACAAUAAUUCUUCCUUAUAUAUUUCUUUACACUAAAAGCGGUUACUAUCUAUAGUACAUGUAGUUUUAUUACAUUUCUCUUGUUUUUGUGCAAACUAAAUGUUUUUAUACAUAUAAGUCAUGAAUACAUAUAAUAUUCCUUUAAAAAAAAUGGACUGAAAUUUUCUGAUAGAAGUUUGUCUUUUUAAUCACCUGUGCAUAACGUUUUCAUUUGUUUGAUUGAAUCAUUUUCAACUUAAUUUGGCCACAAUUAGGUUUUAGCAUUUUUCAAUGAAAUUUUUAAAACAUAUAUGGAUAUCUUAGAUGUUCUUCACAAAUAGUUGUAAGAUGUGUAGUUAUUAUGUAAACACAGCUGUAUUCUCAUGUUGUGUGUAUUCAAAUUUAUUUGAACAAUUGUGGCCAGGAGUCCACAUCCGAUUUCUAAAUAUAGAAACAGAAAGCUACAAGAAAAAUGGUUGAAAAUCUUUUCCAAAAACAGCAUGUAUUUUGUUUGCAGGAACAAAAGGAAGCAAGAUGUAAGAGAUGGGCCAGAAUAGACCAAUAACUGUCAACAGGGGUUCAAAAUUAAAAAGUGUACAACAUAUUUCCCGGUUAAGAACAACAGGGAUUUUGCUAUGUAUUUGAAAGUAUUAUGCAGUUUUAAUCAUCUUUAUUCAAACCAUUUUACCUGAACUAGAACAACAGAUCAGGUCAAAUAGGAAUGUAGUUGAUAUCCUUUGAGUCAGGACAUUUCUCUGGGAGGGUUACAAAGGAAAACAAAAUAACAUUUUUAAUUAAUCUGCCAAAUUUUGAUGAAGGAUACAUUUUAUACCGUGCAUGGUAAUCUUGUGUAUGUGUGUGUGUGUGUUAGAAUAUUUAGUUUAAAAGUUCAGUCUUUUGGGAGUACAUGUCCCUCACUCCAGAAUGAUCUGAAUAACAAUGAUGGUGAAUUUUUCUUAUUUGUUCACUAUUUACAAUUAUUAAAAUGCUAGAAGUGCAAUUCCAAUGAUCUCCCGUGUCUGCUGGCACAUGGAGUCCCGUAUCUUUUGAAAUUCUUUUUGUUUCUUGAGUCUUAAAAGUUUCUGUUCAUCAAAGGAUUGUAAUCUAGAAAUAUGUGUUGCACGUAAAGUGUCACAUGGAUGUAGAAAUCGACAUGUGGUAAUUUGCAAUUGAUACCGAAGAAAGAAUAUUUUAUUGUAAUCAUUCCUGUCAUAUUCAUGAAUUGCUUGUACAUGUAUUGCAUUUAAUUACUCAUUAUAAUAAAAUACUGUUUAAAUUUAAAUUAAUUACUCAUUAAGGGUAUGCAUGAACAUGUAUUUUAAAAGCACAUUGACAACUCGUGUAGUUUUGUAUGUAACUUGUGUCUGAUGCAUUUUCAAUCAAAUCGACUGAAUUGUAUUUUAACUUUGAAUUUUAAAAAAAACCCGCAUUUGAUAUAAAUAAUGAAUAUAUUAAAUUCUUUUUAAGUGAAAAAUGUGUUCAAAAAGCUUUGCCUGAAGAAGAUUCUUUGGAGAAAUUGCUCUUGCUACUAAUUAUUAAAGUGUUUAUGCAUAUUGGACCUAAAACUGAAAGUAAAUUCAUCUGUAGGUGAGCUGUAGAAGACAUUUAAUUGUUAUGUUAAUUAUCUGUGGCAGUAGGGAUUACAAGAAGUGGUUUACUUGUUCAUUUGUCCAUUUGAGAGUUUUAAAAGUUCUCAAUCUUGCAGGAAUUUUGCAAUACCUUUCAAGAAGAGCUGGGUUGAUACAGAUUUUAAAGGUUGCUGGAGGGAAAUUUCAGCAUUCCAUAAGUGCAGGAUUUGAUUGUAUUUUGGGUUAAAUUUCAUGGUUGUCAUUUUGUGCUAAAAUGGAGGAAACAAUUGCUUGGUUUAAUUUCUGAAUCUUAUUCAACAGGUCAUGAAGAUUAAAAACCUUGUGAAAUAUUUCUGUUCUAGGCUAGAACAUAUAUUGGGGCUAUUGAUUUGAAGAAGAAAACAAUAUGUUAGAUGACCUUGGGAAAACGUAUCACACACUAUCGUUCUUCAUAAUUAUGGUAUUGCACAAGAUAAGGAAACCGACUUUCUGUUGAUCAAUCAUUCCCAUUCAAUUUAUCAAUAUAAAGUUACAUAAUACCAGGGUUAAAUUUCCUUAAUGAUUGAUAUAAGGAAAAAUUCAUAUCAGAUUUUGUCCUUGUGACUGUUGGUGAGGGGAGGAUUGUCUUUAAAUAAUGUGCCCCAGAUUUAGGAUGAGUUUCAAGUUAUCUUUUUAGAUUGAAGUGUAUUGGACUAUGCAUGAAUUUUACAUCUUUUUCCCCAGAUUCUGCAGCCCAUUUUCGACCAAACAUCACAGCCAAUUAUAGCUUUAACCGACUUGUUGAAUUGAAAUGGUGUAUAUAGCAAUUACAUACAUCAUUUUAAUGAAUUGUAAAAAGUAAAUAUAACACCACACUAUCAUAAUGGCAGAUGUUCUUUUCAUCUUAUGAUAUUUACAUUUCCAAUGUUUUUGUACCGUCUGUAAUUCUGUCUGACACUUUAACCUUGUGACAAGACCUUUCGAUGGGUACCAAAAUGUUUGACCAUGUGACUUUGGUCAUUCUGUCUGAAACUUACCUUGCUAAUAACUUUUAAACAGUAAGUGUUGGAGCUUUGAUAUUUCACAUGACUAUUAUUCCUUGUGACAAGACCUUUCGGUGGGUACAGUGUACCAAAAUUUUUGACCCAGUGACCAUUCUAGUUUAACCCACUUUUUGAAAACUUGAACCUUGCUAAUAACUUUUGAACAGUAAGUGCUAGAGCUUUGAUGUUUCACAUUAAUAUUCCUUGUGAUAAGACCUUUCCGUGGGUACCAACAAUUUUGACCUUGGUAUUUGACCUACUUUUAUAAAAUUUGACAUUGGUCGUAACUUUUAAAUGGUAAAUAUUAGAGCUUUCAUAUUGUACAUGAGAAUUCUUGUGACAAGAUCUUUCUACCGGUACCAUGGUAUUUGUCCUUGUGACCUUGGCCAUCCUUAGAAUGGAGAUGUGUAGUAUUGCAAAACCAUGAAGACAAUUCUAAUUAUAGAAAAGUGUAUAUGUAGUAUUACACAACCACUAGGAGAGUUCUAAUUAAUGUACAAUUUCACCAUUAAGACCAUUCUAAUUUUAAAAGCGUUCGCUUUGUAACAUCGUUGGUUUGGAAUGUAUGUUCGCCCUAAAACGCGUUCGCCCAUGACGCCGUUCGCCCUUAUUCCCGUUCGCCCAGAGUCCGAUCGCCCUAAAACUUGUUCGCCCAUGGUCCGUUCGCCCUCUUAUUAAGUUGAAUGUCUGAAACAUAGGAAUUCUUCAUUUUUCUAUACAUAUUUUUCUAUAGAUGAACCAAAAAAAAUAUUUUUCACGUAUGCAACGGGUCUUACUAAUGACCUGUCAUACCAAAUACCUGACUAACAGAAAUUUACGACAUUUGAAGGUUUUAUAUUAAAUUUUGUAAGAUAUAUUCCUGAAUAUGAAUAAAAAUACAUUAGAUUAAAGGCUAUUAGAAAUAAUUUUCCCAAUUUUUUUAGUCAUUCAUAAACAUUAUUUAUAUUUUAUUGCUUGAUAUACAUGUAUGAUAUAUUUGGUAUUUUGGAGUAUGAAGGUAUAAUACUUGGUAAUUAAAAAUUUUAAUGAAUUUUU